This is a messenger RNA of Antechinus flavipes (yellow-footed antechinus), 5356 nucleotides long. RefSeq names its product F-box protein 34 (gene FBXO34). The coding region runs from base 1504 to 3405 and encodes 633 amino acids. Gene Ontology annotation, molecular function: protein binding. The transcript has 3 exons. Lineage: Eukaryota; Metazoa; Chordata; Mammalia; Dasyuromorphia; Dasyuridae. The record is from RefSeq and is a predicted model, not a curated record.
UCCUGUUUCUGGCAGAAAAAUAAAGUACAGUCAUUGCUGUCUAUUAAAUUAUACUAUUUUAUAUCUUGUUUGAAUAUGGUCUUGCCCAGUUAUCUUUGUGGUUUUGUUCAGUUUAUUCAACAAUCAAUCGUGAAGUACAGAUAACUAUGGCUAUUCUUUGGUAGUAUAACAGAUAAAAAGAAAACAGUCCUUGCCCUUAAAAGAUUCCUUUUCUAAUAAGGGGAACAGAAAAGUAACUAUAUAAAAUGUGGAAGUUUAGUACAAAAUAAUUUGGAGAAUGAGGAAGAGAUCUAGCAAUUGGAAGGAUUAGGAUAAAUUACUUUCCUGUAGGAAGUAGAAUUUGGGUGUCAGGAUAGACUUUCUCUAGGAGGUGACACUUAAUAUGCUUUUUAGUAUCCUUCCAUAGUAAAAACUCUUGAGAAAACCUAAAAGGAGCUGAGCUCUAGUAAGAUUGGAAUUCUGAAGUAGAGAUUCCAGCCUGGAGGAGACUGGAGUGGGAGAUAGAAUUUUAUACAUAGGAACAGCAAGUGGGCCAGUUUAACUAGACCAUAAAGAGUGUAGACUCCAUGUGAGUGGAGCUACAGAAGAUACAGUGGAGUAGAAUGGACACUACUACUUUCUGUUCAUAUAGCCACCAAACUAGAUCAGAUCUUUUUCUUCUCCAAAUUAUUUUUCUUGUAGUUGCCUUGAUUUUCCAGGCACCACUCUGCUAAAGAAACUAAAGUGGCAACUUUUUGCUUCAAGGAAAAAAAUAUAAAGCCUGUCCAAAACCAAUCUUUACCAGUCUCAAUAUGUAUUAUUACCCAUCUUGCACUCUGUUCAUCCAAACUGGCUUUGCUGUGUUUUACACAGCAAGAUGUUGUACAAAACCUACCUAUAUACUUUUUGUAGUGGCUGUCCUUCCAUGCCUCUUAGAAGCCUUUGUUUCUUUGAAAAUUCAGCUUAAGGGGUAUAAAAUCAAAUAGUAAAUAAAUGAGUAAAAUAUAAAAUUGAAAUUCAGCUUAAUUGCCACCUUUUACGUACAAUCAUUCCUGAUCUCCUACACCAAAUAGUGUACUUCCCCAUUAUCUUGUAAUACUUUUAUGUUUUAAAAUACUUAUAUGAAUAUGUUACCCAACAAAAUAUUAUGGUUUUUUUUUUUUAGGACAGUUAUUUGUUUUUUGUCUUUGUCUCCAUAUUGUAGGUGCUCUAUAAAUGCUGAUUUAUAGAACUGCCUGCAUAAUUAUGAGAGUUGAACCUAUGGGACCUGAAAUGGAAGGUUCAUAGAAUCAUAGAUUUAAAGCUGGAAGUCCAUCUCUCAUUUUACAGGGCAUCUGACUGACCUAAGGGUUAAGCCAUAUCAUAAACUGCAGAAGAAAGUUUGACCUUUGGAAACUACAAACUGAGAACUCAUUUGAUCUGCCAAAGGCAAAAAUAAGAAAAAGAUAAAGUGUCCUUCCUUUACUACAGAUCUUCAAAGUAUCCUCUAGAAUAGAUCCUUGUGGGAUUACUUCAUCAAAUAUUAUGUGUAAUAUGAGUGGAAAAGGUCCCGCCGAAAGCUUGAAUGUUAAAGAUAAGAAUAAUACACCAUCCAUGACAGUCCAACAAGUAGAAGAAGGAGAAGAGCCAUUAUGUAUCUGGGCUGUUGUGAAACCUGGCAAUACUAAGGAGAAAAUUGCCUUCUUUGCAGCCCAUCAGUGCAGUAACAGGACAGGCUCCAUGAAAAUUAAAAGCACUUGGGAUAUUGACGGAAGAGCUACUAAGAGAAGAAAGAAAUCUGUGGAUCUUAAAAAAGUCAAGGUACAAUUAGAAAGGAUGAAAGAAGGCAGUGUCAGCCCCUACCAACCUGAGCCUUUUGCUUGUGAUAUUGAAAAUUGUUCUUUGCAUUACAUGAGUGACAAUGGAAAUGGAUUCUAUCCAGGGAAGCCUGCAUCAGUCAUCGAAAUGGUUGCUUUCCUAGAGCAGAGAGCAAGUGCUCUGCUGGCAACAUGCACCAAAAACUGUAUCAACUCUUCUGCCACUCUGAGAUUCACAAGGCAGUCUAAGGAGGUGCCUCCAGCCUCUGAUCUCUUCUGUGUCCUGGAAGCCUGUGAGGACCCCCCGAGAGAAAAUCCCAAGGGCGGCAAACCACAGGGUGAAACUGUGCACGUGCUUGACAUGGUGGCCAGGCUAGAGUCGGAAUGCUUGAAGCAGCAGAGGGAACGGGAAACGGGGGGAGGCCUUUCUAGAAAUAACAGCUUCCGGAGGCAUGUGGGCCGGGUGUUGCUGGCAAGUGGCACUCAGGAGGAGGGGAACGAAGCCGUGAAGGGGUUCCCUAAGGUCCCAGAUGCUCAGGCAAAUCCCACUGUGGCUGGGACUAGAGAUGGUGCCCCAGAGAGUGUUGGCCACUGCUCUUCUCUGCAGGGAACAGAAUCUUGGGAAUGUGCCACCCCUGCUUCACUGUCAGCAGGCGUGGACUUCCAUGUGGACAGCUCAACGUUAGAACCGGGGCAGCAGAGCGCUGUGAAAAUACGAGGCAGGCGUGAUGUGGAGAUGGCCGAGAAGCCCCAUGGGCCAUCUUUUCUGCCUCACACCCAGCCUCAAGAAUUACCAUCAGAUGCUAUGCAAAAUAAAGGGGGGACUGUUGAUUGUAUGAGUAAGAAGAUUGUGCCAUUUCCUAGCCAGAAUCCUGAUCAAAGAAUGAGAGAGUCUGUGUGUAUUAGUAUUUCUGUAUCCAAGGUGGAGAAAAAUCAGGAUUCUGGUAUAAGCCUUUGUGAAGAUCCACUCCCAGGGAUGCUGUUCUUUCUUCAGCCUAAUCAACCUGAAAAAAUUGGUUCUGAAUUGAGUGAAAGUACAAGAAAUUCCCCAAGAUCUCUCUCAAAUGAGCUUUCUUGUGCAGAUGAUACAGAACUUGGGGGUGGAAAUGUUUCAGUGGUAAAGCCCUUUGCACUAGUUGAUUCUGCUACAGAAAGUACUAUGGGAAAUGCACUACAGGGUUUAGAAGGUUCUUGUUUGAAGAAGCAGGUGUCUCAUGACUUUUUGGAGACAAGGUUUAAAAUUCAACAACUGCUGGAGCCUCCACAGUACAUGGCCUUCUUGCCCCAUCACAUAAUGGUGAAAAUCUUCAGGUUUCUUCCAACUAAGAGUUUGGUAGCUCUUAAAUGCACUUGCUGCUAUUUUAAAUUUAUCAUUGAAUACUAUAACAUCAGGCCAGCAGAUUCUCGCUGGGUUCGAGAUCCACGCUAUAAAGAAGAUCCCUGUAAGAAGUGCAAAAAGAAGUAUGUGAAAGGGGAUGUGUCACUCUGCCGAUGGCAUCCAAAGCCCUACUGUCAAGCCUUGCCAUAUGGCCCUGGAUACUGGAUGUGUUGUCACCGGUCUCAGAAAGGUGUCCCUGGUUGUAAGCUGGGUCUCCAUGACAAUCAUUGGGUUCCUGAUCUGCGUGGUUAAAGCUGCAGUAUCCAUAAGAAAGCUGGAAGCUGAAGAGGACUGUUAGAGCCUGUGUGAGGUUUAACUCUAAAGUAAUGAGUGAUUUAUUUUUUAAACAAUUAUACGAUCAUAUUUUUUUUUUAAACUUCAGUGAACUUUAUAUUCUCGCUGGCAUCUAUGUUUUAGGGAGGCCGGUGAGAUAAGAUUGGAGUGAUAGAAUAAAUGGGAGUAUCUGAGUUGAAAGUGGUUUGAAUGGCAGGCACCAAUGACAGGAGAAAUAUUCCAAAUGCGGAUUAGUGGGAUAAAUAUAUAGUGUCCUAAAGGGACUACUUUUGAAGGGGAUGACACUUCAUUCAGAUGUACAAAUUCUGGUAUACGGUUUUUAAAGAAAUCACUCAUCACUGUAUGCUUGAUCUAAAACUGUUAUUUGUGGUUAGCAAAUGAAUGUCAUGCCCUGUGUUGUUUACAGUGUAUAUAAUUGUUUUGUUUUCACAGGCUGUGAAAGCAGAGUGUGGCCUUUACUUGGUAGUUGAGCACUUUUAGCUCCAGUGUAAAUAGCAUUAUUAAAAUCUGUUGUACAUAGUCAACAGCUGGCUGAACAACUUUAUCACUACAAUGCAGCUUGGAAGGCGUUGCAGCUAUAGUUGUGUGCCCAGGUAUCUUGUCUCAGAUUUGUAUAUCCUGUAUAAAACACAAAUGUUUCCUGAAUAAAAUAUGAAUGUUUCCAAUAUAAUAUAUGAAUGUUUCUGGGAAGAAACUCUAAAUACUGAUGGGUUGGCUUAUUAAAAAAACAAUCCCAAGAUGAUGGCUUAACUGGACAACUUUAAAAUUAGACAAGAGCAACCCUCUGUUAUAUUAGUGAAAAUCAGUGAAUAAAAAGAGUACUGUAUAGUCAAAUUAUAAAAUUGUUUACUUUAUCCAUAUUGUCUGGUUAUAAUUUUUUAACUUCAAUAAAAUAUAAAUUCUAAAUAGGAUCUGAAUUUUAUAGAGAUUUUUUUUCAACAUAUUGAAUGGGAGUUGUGACAAAAUGGAAAAGAUUUCAAAAUUGGGGGUGGGAGGGGAAGACGACCUGAAAUUGUCUCAGCUCUGUUGUCUAUUUAGCUACGACAUAAGCAGGUCAUUUUACUGGACCUCAACUUCCUCAGAGUUUUAUAUCUAAAUAUCUUUGAUGAUCUGGGAGUUGAUUCAAGAAAAUCUCAAUUUUAUUUUUUUAUACUAUCUAUAUGUGAAUGUAGGUCAUAAUUGGUUUUAUUCAGUGAAUAAUCAGUUACUGUUGUGGGAGCAACAUUUCUUGAAAAUGAUGUGAAACUAAAAAUGCAGAUUGAUGUAUGGGAAAUAGGAAUUUAGGUUCCUGUGACUACCAAAAACUUUAUAUUAGAGAUUCCUGAAAACAUUUUUCUACAUACAAUUUUUUUAUAACAAAACAUUACUUCCAAUAAUCUGCACUUUUCCUAACAGAAACUAUGAAAUAAACCCUUAAAAUGGGGGCAGCUAGGUGGCACAGUGGGUAGAGCACCAGCCCUGAAGUCAAGGACCUGAGUUCAAAUAAGAAAGAAAGAAAAGAAAUAAACCCAUAGAAUAUAGGAAAGAGUAAGAGGUAACCCUGACCUGGGCAGGAAAGGGCUGGGGCCAUGCUGUCAAAAGAAUCUUGAGGUGAAAGGGGUAAAAGGAGAAUUGAUUAAUCUUUUUGACCUCAUGAUUGAACAUAUUGAAAAGCAUGUGCUUGAGUCAGAGCUCUGCCAUUGAUUGCUACAGGUUGGUGGGCAGCUGGAGAUAGAUAUGAAGUGACCCAUUUAAUUUAUCCACAGACUUAGCCACUUUUCCAUUUUUUUCAGUUUCUUCAUCGCUCGAACUUUGUGGAGCUUGCAUUGUACCUCUUUUUCUCAACUGUGCAAAGCCACCGAUAUACUUUGUUGUCAACAUGAAAGUGAAAAUGAGGUUACUAAUAAAAUCCAUGUGAAUGCUUACAUUA